Belonocnema kinseyi is the source of this 1288-nucleotide messenger RNA. It is a transcript of the gene eIF3g1, whose product is annotated as eukaryotic translation initiation factor 3 subunit G-like. Gene Ontology annotation, molecular function: RNA binding; translation initiation factor activity. The coding region runs from base 164 to 1024 and encodes 286 amino acids. The transcript has 3 exons. The record is from RefSeq and is a predicted model, not a curated record. Lineage: Eukaryota; Metazoa; Arthropoda; Insecta; Hymenoptera; Cynipidae. Gene Ontology annotation, cellular component: eukaryotic translation initiation factor 3 complex; cytoplasm.
CGUCCAGUAUCCGCCAUUUCUCGGCCGAUUUCAGAAUUUUCUGGUGUCAAGACUGAUCAAGACUUGUUUUUAUGCACAUGUCGUGUGCCAAAUUUUAUUCUACUACGAGCAAAUAACAGUUUAACAAAGAAGAUAAAUACAAAAAGGAAAAGCAGAACCUGAAAUGCCAGCAGCGUUUGAAGUAAAGUCCAGCUGGGCUGAUGAGGUUGAAGAAGAGGGAGGAACCGUUUUGCCACCAAAUUCUGAAGUGCACGAAAAUGGCUUCAAAAUUCUCACAGAAUAUAAACUCAACGACGACAACAAGAAGGUGAAGGUUGUACGCACCUACAAGAUCGAGAAACGCAUAGUUUCAAAAACAAUUGCCGCUCGUAAAAACUGGCACAAAUUUGGAGACUCUGUUGAUGACCGACCAGGGCCAAAUCCCGCGACUACCGUCAUUGCUGAGGAUGUCUUCAUGCAGUUCAUUUCAAGCAAGGAAGAGGAUAACAAGCUGGAAGAAGAUUCGCUGGAUAAAUUGAAAAGCAUGGGCGAAAAAGGUGUCGUCAAGUGCCGCAAUUGCAAUGGAGACCAUUGGACGACAAAGUGUCCUUACAAGGAUACUGUUCUCAGUGGAGAUGAUAAAAAGCCACUGAUGAAUGCUGCUGGUGCUGGUGCGGCUGCCAUGGCUGAAAUCGGGAAACCACAAGGCAGUAAAUACGUGCCGCCAAGCAUGCGAGACGGCGGAAACAAGCGUGGUGACUCGAUGCAAAUGCAGCGACGUGACGACACGACAGCUAUUAGGAUUUCGAAUUUGUCGGAAAGUACAACCGACGCCGAUCUGGAAGAAUUGGUGAAACCAUUCGGAGCGAUUCAGAAACUCUACCUGGCCAAGGAGAAGCCAAGCAAUGUUUGUAAAGGAUUCGCUUAUGUGCACUUUAAGUAUAGGGCCGAGGCGGCUAAAGCUAUUUCCAUGCUGAACGGUUACGGAUAUGAUCACCUUAUUUUGAACGUUGAUUGGUCCAAGCCUCCGGCGCAAAAUAAUUAGAGGGUUCUUGGAAUCAGAUAAUUAUAAAGAGUUCGAAAGUCACUUAUUUGAAUAAUUGACGAGCGAAUUUGAACGGCAAGGGGGUCGUAGACGUUUUUUCUAAUAUCAGACAACACUAAAUAUCAGAGAAUUUUUUUUUUUUUUUUAGAUUUAUUUCUCGCGCUGUUCUUUUUGAGAAGUUUCAAUCAAAUUUAUUUUUUACUAUUCGUAGGGAUAUUUAUCCGUUGUAUACUAAGGGAAAUAAUAAAGAAACUGGAGAAUUUA